ACUUCCCAUACUCUGACUCCUCGUGACCAUGAAGAAAGACUCUUUGAAGAUAAGUCCUGCAAGAGUGUCUGACUGCUGAUGUAUGUGUUAAAAUGAAUGGAAAGUCUGGAUGUUCAAGUUUGUUUUGUAUAGCAGUAGGACCCUGAGGACUUGCCAGAAAUACAGCAAAAAAGUGAGGUUUAUCUAGAAAGACCCAUAUUGAAAAGCAUGAUUUUAGAUGCUGACUUUGACUUUACAAAAAAGAAAAGACCCUUGGCACUUGACAGGAAAAUUCAAUUGUUCCUGAUGUCAAAUCCCAGAGACUCCCACUAUAAAUGAGAGGUUGGGCACUUGGAAAGAGUUUUACUCUGAAGUUUACUAACCUUUCUCUCUGACGGACAGUACAAUUUUUGGAAGAAAUGAGCGCUUCGGUGGCUGUGUACAGAAACAUAUACACCGAGGAUCGAUUCAAACAGGCGUAUGGUACAGAGGAGCAGUCGAGAGGCAGACAGCGGUUACGCGACAGACUCGCGCACAUCUGCAGCUGCACGCAGGUGAACUGCGCACACCUGCUCAAGAAAAGACUGCCCGUCUGCAACUGGCUGCCCAAAUACAAGCUCAAGAAAUGGAUUUUAGGAGAUAUCGUGGCGGGACUGACUGUUGGAAUACUGCACAUUCCCCAAGGAAUGGCCUUUGCUCUGUUGACCUCAGUGGCUCCUGUCUAUGGCCUUUACACGUCCUUCUUUCCUGUGGUGCUUUAUAUGAUCUUCGGCACCGGUCGCCACGUUUCUACAGGUACCUUUGCAGUAGUGAGUUUAAUGACGGGCUCAGUUGUGGAGCAACUGGUUCCCACUCCACUCGCCCUAAACUCCAGUAGCCCAGAGGCUGCAGAGAUUGAAGCCCAGAGAAUUGGUGUGGCUUCAGCUGUAGCGUUUCUCUCAGGGAUAAUGAUGCUCUGCAUGUGUGGACUUCAGUUAGGUUUUCUUUCAACGUACCUCUCAGAACCGAUUGUAAAGGCAUUUACAAGUGCAGCCGCUUUCCAUGUGACCGUCUCACAGCUGCAGAGCAUGCUGGGAUUACGGCUACCUCGAUACACUGGUGCCUUCUCUCUUUUCAAGACUCUGGGUUCAGUGAUGGAGAACUUGCCUCACACCAAUGUGGCUGAACUGGUGAUCUCUCUGCUAUGCUUGGCCAUACUGGUACCAGUAAAGGAGGUAAAUUCACGGUUUCGCGAACGCCUUCGUACUCCUAUCCCAGUGGAGAUCAUCACUGUAAUAAUUGCAACAGGAGUUACAUACGCCUCCUCUCUGGAUUCCAGAUACAACAUACAGAUUGUUGGACAUAUUCCAGCAGGGUUCCCUUCACCAAAAGUGCCUUCACUGGAGACGAUUCCAGAAAUAGCAGGUGACACGGUCGCUAUCACCCUUGUUGGUUAUGCCGUGUCUGUAUCUCUAGCCAUGAUUUAUGCCGAUAAACACGGAUACUCCAUUGAUCCAAAUCAGGAGCUUCUAGCUCAUGGAAUCUCCAACACCGUCUCAUCUCUCUUCACCUGCUUCCCCAGUUCAGCUACACUGGCUACCACCAACAUCCUGGAGAGCGCUGGAGGUUUCACACAGCUUGCUGGACUGUUCACAAGUCUGAUCGUUCUUAUUGUACUUCUUCUGAUAGGCCCUCUCUUCUACUUUUUACCCAAGGCAGUGCUUGCUUGUAUAAACGUGACCAGUCUGAGACAGAUGUUCCUGCUUUUUCAAGACCUACCAGACCUUUGGAGAAUUAGCAGAAUUGAUUUUAUGGUGUGGCUUGUGACCUGGACGUCGGUAGUUGUGCUAAAUGUAGACAUGGGCUUGGCCAUUGGAGUCAUAUUCUCAAUGAUGUCCGUUAUCUGUCGUACACAGAGGGCCAACUGCUCUGUACUGGGCAGAGCUGCCAACACAGAGAUCUACAGAUCUAUUCACAACCACAAUAAAUGCUAUGAAGUCCCUGGUUUGAAGAUCUUGACCUACAACGGGCCAAUCUACUACGGGAAUCGUAGCUUUUUCAAGUCAGAUAUUACUGAGAUUCUGGGCCUCACCCCUGAGAGGAUACGGAGACGAGAGAAAGCCAUGAAAGCGAUAGAGAAGAGAGAGAGAGAGGGAGAGGCCAUCAGUACUGUAGAACAAGGAGUUGCAGACAGUUCAUUUUCUUCAAAGAAUGAUUUAUUCAGAUCAGAGAUGGCUGAUGGAGAAGUCCAGGCCGUGUUAAUCGACUGCAGUAGUGUCAUUUUCGUGGAUGUUGCUGGUGCUCGAUUGUUCAUACAGAUGUGCAUGGAGUGUCAGAAGAUUGGGGUACGGAUAUACCUUUCGAACUGCAAUGAGAGUGUACUGAAGAUUUUGACAUCCAGUGGGCUUAUGAACUACAUUAAUCCUCAGCAUAUUUUCGUUACGAUCCAUGAUGCAGUGGUCUACAUACAGCAGCAGCGGGAGAAACCUCUAGACAACAAUGCAACAGUUUGGGUUUGAGUAUCUUACACAACCAGACAUUCAAGUUCCUAGUCUGGAAAAAGCAGGACCGGUGGAGCUUAAAGUCAUUCAAAUCACAAACAUGAUUUACUUAUUCAGACUCAACAUCUUGUAUGUACUUUCAGGAUGCAUGUCAGGGCCUAAAAAAAUUGACUUUACAUUUGCAAUAUUAAGCCUGAUGUUACAGUACAUGCCAUGAGAUUCAUUGUACAGUUUCCAAUCACACAGUGCCUGUUUUUUUACUUGUACUCUUUUCAUAAUGGUUUGCACUGCUGUGGCCAUUCUGUUAACAGGACACCCAGCAAAUCACACACCCACAAACUUUAUGUUGCGGUUUCCCGGACAGGGAUUAGACUAGUCCUAGACAAAAAUAAAUGUAAGAGCUGUCCAAACUGAAAACAACUUGCACUGACAUAUCUUAAAAUACAUCAGUGCCCUUUGUUUUGCCUCAAAAUGCACACAAGUAAUUUUUUUAGUAAGGCAUGUUUGUUAAAACUAGUUAUAUUUCAUAAUUAAACUAAUGUCUAGUCCUGGCUUAAGCUCAUCCCUAUCCGGGAAACCACCCCCAAAUGCAGUGUUAACAAUGGUGCAGGCACUGGAAUCUCAAUGUUUGCAAAAAUUAUUUUGCAACUGAUCAAAACUUUAGAUAACUAGGAAUGGUGGAAAAUAUUUUCAAUGUAUCAAAAAUACUUAUUUUAGUUUUACUUUUUUCUGUUUUCCUAUGUGCACUGAGUGACAUAAAGUGGUAUUGUAAUGGAAAUGGAUGUUAUAUGCUUACAAUGUUGCCUAUUUUUACACAAUUUUAGAAAACUCAUGCUGUACGUUAUUAAACUGUAAAUUCGUGAGCUAUUUAUAUUAUUUAUGCAAUAGUCACAUUGUUAUUAAACUAUUGUUAACCAUUGCAGUAUCAUGUGUAGAAUAUAUUUGUUUCUGUUUAUUUUAAAAGAAAGUUUUCUUUUCCACAGGACAGUUCAUUUCCCAGAUCACCUGAAUAAAUCUUAGAUCAAGAAAAUGUAUUUUCAUUUAAUAUCAACUCGUCUAAAAGUCAUUUUUUUGUGUCAUAUUGUAAACUCAUCCUAAUGUAAAGAACAUAGUCAAUUUUAAAGAUAUCAAAAUGAUAUUUUCAGAGUAAGGUCAUGUCAAAGAUUAAAAUGAUUGUGAAAUCAAUGAUUUAGCCUGGAUUUUAUAAACCGGAUCAAAUAUUAGCUACAAAACUGACACCAAAUUAUUCCAAUUCAUAAAGGUGUGAAUUAGAAUGGCAUGCAAUAAUGAUGCAGAUAAUAUGUGGUAUUUUAUAGUAUUUUUAAUAUAGUGCCCAAUAAAACUGAUGGCAUCUUUGUUCAGCCACAUUUAAUAUUUUUAUACUAGAUGCAAAAUCAUAACUACAGUCUUCACUGAUCAUAAUUGCAUGUUUGUCUGCUGUCUGAGGUGUUAGGUUUUACUCAAAAUUCAAAAACUUAAACUUGCUUAACAAUAAUUACAAUAAAAUUGAAGGAAUUGAAAAUUAAAUAAAUGUUUUACAAACAAGAAAUUUGGUCAGCAUACUUUAUUGAACAGUUGUACAGUAUAUGAAAAAGUUGGUUUACUAUCUCUGGUGGAACAAAUAAUAAAAUCACACUAUGUACAAAUAAAAAAAAGAUGUACAAAUAAUUUAAAAAAUGUAUGCUAAAUGUAGCGUUUC
Messenger RNA from Paramisgurnus dabryanus, 4158 nucleotides. RefSeq names its product solute carrier family 26 member 10 (gene slc26a10). NCBI's taxonomy places the organism in Eukaryota, Metazoa, Chordata, Actinopteri, Cypriniformes, Cobitidae. Gene Ontology annotation, cellular component: membrane. The record is from RefSeq and is a predicted model, not a curated record. Gene Ontology annotation, biological process: transmembrane transport.